AUGAAGCUCCCUCUUUCUGAAACAAGGCGCGGUAAGCAUGGGAGAAAGAAAUCUCAAGUAUGGGAUCACUUCGAUGAGGAAACAAUGGGUGAACCAGGAUAUGUCAGGGCUAUAUGUAAAACAUGCAAGAGAUCGUUUGCUUAUAUGAAAGAUUAUAGACAAUCUGGCACCAGCCAUCUCAGAAGACACCUUCUUUUGGGAACAUGUCAGAGAAAUCUGCAAGCCAAUCAUCAUUCCAAUACUGGUGCUAAUCUACAUCUACAUCAGAAACAAGCUAGAGCGAAACCUUACUCUAAUUCUAUCUCGUUUGAUCAGGUGCAUUGCAACGAUAAGAUUGCCAAAAUGAUUAUUUUACAUGAUUAUCCACUUCAUAUUGUGGAACAUAAAGGUUUUAUUGAUUUUGCGCGAGCACUUCAACCGCGGUUCAAUCCACUGAGCUUAAAUACUGUCCAAGGGGAUUGUGUUGCCAUUUACUUCAGAGAGAAGCAAAAUCUUUUGAAUCUUAUUGAUGGGAUUCCUGGGCGAAUCAACCUCACUUUGGACUUGUGGACUUCGAAUCAGACUUUGGGUUAUGUUUUUCUUCGGGGUCACUUCAUCGAUGGUGAUUGGAACUUACAUCAUCCCAUUCUUAAUGUUUUUGCGGUGCCGUUUCCUGAUUUGGACGGUUCCUUUAAUCAAACAAUAGUGACCUGCCUAAGUGGUUGGAAUUUAAAGGGUCGCUUGUUUUCCGUUCUAUUUGAUAAACUAUUUUCCAACGAGACUUUGAUGGGAAGUAUGAGGGGUCUCCUCUCUCUUAAGAACCCUGUGAUCCUCAAUGGUCAAUUAUUAAGACAAAGUUGUUAUGCUCGCGUGCUUAGUUGCCUUGCAUUAGAUUCUCUGUGGGCAAUGCAAGAAACUAUUUCUAAAGUUCAAAAGAAGGUGCAAUAUGUGAAAUCUUCAAAAUCUCUUGAAGAGAGGUUUUGGAAGCUUAAGCAACAACUUCAAGUUCCUUGUAAGAUGAAUCUUUUAGUUGACGACAAAAAUAAAUGGGACACAGUCUAUCAUAUGCUUGUUGCUGCCUGUGGAUUGAAGGAAGUUUUUUCCUGUUUUGAUGUAUAUGAUCAUCCCGGGGACACAAUGCUCCUUACAAUGGAAGAUUGGAAGCAGGUUGAAAAUCUCUGUGCAUGUUUGAAGCUUUUGUAUGAUGCUGCUAAAACUCUAACCAUCCAAUCAUUCUCAACUGCAAAUUUAUUUUUCCCUGAAGUGUCCAAACUUAAGGUGCAGUUGACUGAGGCAAGCCAAGAUCCUCACUGUUGUUGUUUGAUUAUGUCUCUGCAAGAGAAGUUUGAUGUGUAUUGGAGAGAAAGCUGCUUCAUCUUAGCAAUUGCUGCAGCCAUGGAUCCACGGUAUAAAAUGAAACUCGUGGAAUCUACUUUUGCUAAAAUAUUUGGCGAGAAUGCUGAGCCAUGGAUACGUACUGUUGAGGAUAAUCUUCGGGAACUGUUCCUCGAAUAUAGUAUCAUACAAGUGCUUCCGUUUACCGAAACAAAUUUUGACAUUGGGAACAAGAAUAUGAUGAAAACGGAUGCAUACCAAGAAGUAUCACUGGAUGGAUUUCAAGGUGUAUCUAUUGAUGAUGCAUCUAUUUUCCCUGUUGAAGUCGGACUUGUUGAAGAUGAACUUUCAGAUAUUGAAUUCUAUAUAUCUGACUUCACUACUAAUCAGGAAUUUAAAUCAGAAUUGACCAAGUAUCUUGAAGAGCCUCUAGAGCCCAAUGUGCAAGAAUUUAAUGUUCUAAGCUGGUGGAGUAUUAACGAAUUCAAGUACCCGACAUUAUCCAGAAUGGCAUCUGAUAUUUUAUCUAUGCCAGUAUCCACUCUUUCUGCAGAUUCUAUUUUCGACACAGAAAUUCGAAAAAUGGAUAGCUACAGGAGUUCACUAGACUCUCUUACUCUUGAGGCCCUUAUUUGUACUAAGGAUUGGUUCCAUUGUGAAUCAAAACCCUUUGAUGUUUCACACACACUUGUGAAAAUGAAGUAUUAG
Molecule: messenger RNA, 2022 nt
Organism: Vicia faba (fava bean)
Lineage: Eukaryota; Viridiplantae; Streptophyta; Magnoliopsida; Fabales; Fabaceae
Source: the annotation of a GenBank genome assembly